Archocentrus centrarchus (flier cichlid) is the source of this 6560-nucleotide messenger RNA. RefSeq names its product phospholipase A2 receptor 1 (gene pla2r1). The record is from RefSeq and is a predicted model, not a curated record. NCBI's taxonomy places the organism in Eukaryota, Metazoa, Chordata, Actinopteri, Cichliformes, Cichlidae.
CUCCGUCAGACGUGACGUCGCUGCUUCCCCGCUGAAAGACCAAAAACGACCGAGGAAGUUUUCUCCGAGGGGAGGAAAAAAAAAAAAAAAAGAGAGAGAGAGAGAGAGAAAGAAACAGAAAACAGCGAGUCCCCCAAAAUACUCGGUGCGCCCCGGAGCUCCGGAAUGUGCGGACACUGGCUCUCCAACACUGCAUCCCGCUGUCGAAAUGUUCAUCCAGUUGUGCCGUUGCAUCGACCCCGCGCCUGUUGUGGCGAUUAUUUGCGUAACUGUGUUGUUGGCGAAAAGCUGUGUGUGUGUCACUGAGGAGGACGAUGAGAUCCUGGAGAAAAAACAGCUCAUGGAGUUUUACAAGAAGGGUCUGUUCAUCCUGGAGAGCGAGCCGCUGAAGCGGUGCAUCUCAGUGGAUCGCUCUAACCUAGUGCUGGAGGAUUGUGAGCGUCCAAUGCGCCGCAUGCUGUGGAAGUGGGUCUCCCGGCAUCGUCUCUUUAAUCUGGGCACCAGCACGUGCCUGGGUCUCAACAUUUCCGACGCGACGCAGCCUCUCGGGAUGUUCGAGUGUGACACGGCCCUCCCCAUGCUGUGGUGGCGCUGCAGUGGAAACAUGUUGUAUGGGGCAUCCCAGUGGAGGGUGACUGCAGCUGGACGUUUGGUGGUGGUAAAGAGAAACAUUUAUCAUGGGUGGAAAAGGCAUAACACUCCCAGAGAGGGUCCCUGCUCAUAUCCAUAUGAAGAUAUCCACACUCUGUUGGGGAACGCACAUGGAAUGCCAUGUGCUUUUCCCUUUAAAUACAAUAACAAAUGGUACUCUGAGUGUACUACUGAGGGGCGUGAGGACCAACUUCUGUGGUGCUCUACCACCACUCGCUAUGAUAAAGCUGAAAGAUGGGGCUUCUGUCCAGUGCAAGAUUCCAGUUGUGAGCACUUCUGGGUCAACCACGAGUUGCGUGCAUGUUACCAGUUCAACCUGUACACCAUCCUAACCUGGAGUCAGGCGCUGUCUACCUGCCAGGCCCAAGGUGGAAACUUGCUCAGCAUCACCAGCGUGGCAGAGCACAAGUAUAUCAGAGAUCGAAUGGCAAGUGCUGGGGCAAUGGUGUGGACAGGGCUGAACCACAUUAAGGAUGGGCAUGGAUGGCAGUGGUCUGACGGAGCCCCUCUGUCACUGGUGAAUUUCACCACAGGUCUCCCAGCCAGUCCACUGCAGGACAAUAAGCAGUGUGGGGUGUACUCAGGAUUUGAGGGUCACUGGCAGAGUCUUUCCUGUGAAUCUGCUCUGCCUUACAUCUGCAAGAAGACACCUAACAACAGCCGCAGAGCUGAACCUCUCGAGAACUGGCAAUAUAUCCAUACCGAGUGUGCGAAUGGCUGGUGGCCUCACAACGGUUUCUGCUACUGGGUGCUGCCAGAAGCAGAAGCAGGAAGCUGGGAGGAGUCUUCUCAGGCAUGUGGUUCUCACGGUGCAAAUCUCACCAGCCUCCACUCGUUGUCUGAGGUGGAAAUGCUGCUCAACCUCCUGGCUAACUAUUCCGGGGGGAGUGUGGAGGUGUGGAUUGGACUUUGGAAGCAGGCAUCAUUGUCAGCUGUAGAGUGGUCUGAUGGCUCACCAGUAACUCUCACUCUGUGGCACCAGUAUCACCCUCUGCAUAAUCUAACCGAUGCAACUCUGUGUACUAAAGUGGACAGGAAGAGUGGCAACUGGCUGCUAGCAUCAUGUGACGAGCGACUGCCUGGGGUGUGCAGAAGAGAGAGCCAGAAUGACGUUCACCACCAUGGAACCUGGGAUGAGGGCUGUCCCGAGGGCUGGAAGAGGCACGGCCAUUCCUGUUACAUGGUAACAAGUCAUGAGCAGAGCUACGAAGAUGCCCUGAUGGGGUAUUACUGCAAGGCUCCUCUUCUUACUGUGGAAAACAGGUUUGAGCAAGCAUUUGUCAACAGUUUGCUGAGUGAAAGUGGGGCCAACAGUAGCGUUUAUUACUGGAUUGGUCUCAUGGACCAGGGGAAGAAGGGAGAGUACAGUUGGCUUCCUCACAACGGCUCCUCUCUGCCUCUCACCUUCACAAACUGGAACAAACAUCAGCCAGUCAGCACUAGUGGCUGUGUUGCUAUGUCAGGCGGACCUGCUUUGGGUCGCUGGGAGGUGAAAGACUGCAAGGUUCACAAGGCCUUGUCAGUGUGUAAGCAGAGUAUCAGCAUCUACCACGAUGUUCAGCUGCCAGAGCACCACAUUGAUGCCUAUGCCCCCUGUCCCCCUGGGUGGGAAUCAAACUCUGGGCUGCUCCCCUGCUUUAAGGUGUUCCACAGUGAGAAAGUCCUGAUGAAACGCUCCUGGGUGGAAGCAGACUUCUUCUGUCAGGCCCUCGGGGCUCAGCUGGCCAGUUUCCAACACUAUGAGGAGCAGGUGUUUGUUAAGAAGCUCCUCAGUACCAUGUUUGAAGGAAUAGAGGGUCGUCGGUUCUGGAUAGGUUUAAAUAAGAGAGACCCUGAACAUGCUGGAGCUUGGGAGUGGUCCGAUGGUUCUCCCGUGGUGACUUCGUUUAUUGAUGAUAAGAACGAGGAGGACAGGAGGGACUGUGCCGUGUACAGUGACCUAACCAACACUGUCGUGCCGCAGCCUUGUGACACCCAACACGAGUGGAUCUGUAAGCUGUCCCGAGGUGAUAAACUGAACAAACCCUACUGGUACACUGAGCAGAGCGAGCCCUUGUUUUACCAUGGAGCUGAGUACCUGCUGGCCAAGCAGCCCUUUGACUGGCACGCUGUCUCUCUGGCCUGUCAGAUGAUGGGAGCCUACCUGCUGUCCAUUCACUCCAAAGAGGAGCUUCACUUUGUGAAGGAACGCUUGCGACGGCUCUCGCUGGGCCCGACUGACUGGUGGAUUGGCCUGUCCAUUGGACAGCCUGGAGAGGAGGUCAGGUGGAGCGACAAGUCUACAGUAGACUUUCAGAACUUUGCUGAAGGGACAUUUGGUAGCAGUCUUAGGAAAAAUGGGUUGUGUGUCACCAUGUCUUCUACAUCAGGGAAGUGGUCGACGAGCAAAUGCAGUGAUCUGCAUGGAUACGUGUGCAAGAGAAGGACUGUGUCUGUGGUGGAGACCCCCAGGGAACCGCACUACAUUGGAGGAUGCCCAGAGAAAUGGCUAUACUUUGGACACAAGUGUCUCCUGCUGCACCUCCCUGGCAGUCCAAAGGAGGGAAAGAGUUGGAAAGACGCCCAGUCCAUCUGCUCUUCUUUUCAAGGUUCGCUAGUCGCUAUAGAAGAUGAGAUUGAACAAGCCUUCAUCACCAUGUUUCUCCAGGGAAGCUCUGUAGGUGUGUGGAUUGGCCUGCGGGAUGAGGACACCAUGAAAUGGACCAAUGGGAGACGAGUCAGCUACACCAACUGGUCUCCAGUAGAACCAAAGAACUCUUUCAAUGAAGACACGUGGCUCCAUGGAUAUAAUGAUGAGCCUCAAUGUACUGUUCUGUCCAACAACCACAACUCCCACCUGACAGGGAAGUGGUACGAUGAGAAGUGCAGCGAGAGCGGGUAUGGCUUUGUAUGUCAAAAACCUCAAGAUCCAUCCAAACCCCCCCCCCACUCAUAUCACCACCCUCUCCCUGAAAAUAUUGAGGACAGGAGCCGCAGCUACAAGGUUGUGUCUGGCAACAUGAGUUGGUACGACGCGAUGAAUAAGUGCAUAGACCAUGAUUCUGACCUAGUGAGCGUUACAGAUGCCUACCACCAGGCUUUCCUUACUUUCCUUGUCAAUAGAUUGGGAACCCCACACUGGAUUGGACUAUACAGUCUAGAUAGUGGCAUCAAUUAUCAGUGGUCAGAUGGCAGCGACACAGUGUACACACACUGGGACGCCUCCGAUGAUGAUGACGACUUGGAGCUCGGCGAGUGUGUGUACAUGGAUGUGAAUGGAGGCUGGCGGAGAGCUGACUGUGAAACUCUGCUACCGGGCGCCCUGUGUCAUGUUCCCCCGCCAAGCAAUAAACCAUUUACCGCAUAUGUGACGGCAUGUCCCUCCACAUGGGUGAAAUUUGGACAUGGUUGUUACAGCUUUGAGCCUGUGGUGGAGAAACUUACUUUUGAGAAGUCAAGAGAGCACUGCAGGAGUCAAGUCAACACCUCCGAUGUCCUGACCAUUGAGAAUGAGACAGAGAACCGUUUCAUCCUGGAGCAGCUCUGGUCAUUAGGGUUCCUUCACCAGACCUUGUGGUUGGGGAUGCACUUCAACAUUGACACUGACUCCAUGUCCUGGGUGGAUGGUUCACCAAUGGAGUACAAAUGGCCCAACAAAGGCCCAAACCCCAAGCUGCUGACUGCAGAUUCCUGUGUUACUACCAGGGUAGUUGAUGGUGCUUGGCGCUUUUCACCAUGCACAGAGCAGUUUGGCUUCAUCUGCAAAACUAUCUCAGAUGGAAAUACUGAGGUGGAAGUGAAACCCCUGAACGGUUUGCAUCACGGUGUCAUCCCUGCUGCUGUGCUGGUGGCUUUACUGAUCUUUACCCUGCUGGCAGGGGUAAUGUGGUUUCUCUAUAAGAGGAACUCUGGACGUUUUCGGCGGCUCCCUACACUCGGCAGUGCUUAUUACAGGCAAACAGACUCGCAGGCUACAGAGUCGGAUGGAAAUGUUCUCAUCACAGACCUGGAGGCUUCCUCGGGGGAAUAGCAGUGAAUUGUUUCCUCCUUAAAGUCUCUGCUGUUCUCCCGUGCUUUGUCACCUUUUCACCGUCAGGUAUGGAUGCCGUGCGGCACUGCAAAGCUGUAAUGCUGACUCCUCAGGACAGUGGUGAGAUGAUGACGGCAAGCGGUUUUGAACGUGUCUCUAGUUUUCAUUUACUCACACCAUUUAGGUCACCAAACACUUAUAAAGACAGAUGAAGGGUGCAGACUAAAAGUUCACAUAAAUCAGGAAGGAAUGUUAGAAAGGUUUUGACUUGUUUAAAGAGGUACUGACCACAUAAUGUUUGUAGUCAUGUGGGAGUGUGAGGAUUUAUUCUGUUAUAAUUUGUAAACAGUAUUAAGAAGAAGAAUUUGAAUAAUUUAAGGCAGUUUGUUCUUGGUCUUCUUUUCAGGGUAAAAAAAAAAUCAGUUAUUGUCAAAUAUGAGUAAAAUUCAUGAUGAAAUAUACUUUACAAUGAUGCAUUGUUCAUUCAGACUUCAGGAGCUGUUGGGUCUGUACACAUGGUACAGUAUUUUUGUCAGUAUUACUUUCUGUAUUUUUGAUUCUCUCAUGUAUACAUGCUGUGUAUUGUUCAAAACGAAACGAGUACCAUAACUGAAGGGAUUUGCUUGGUUCUGCCAGCUGAUGCAAAGAACAGCGAGGGAUAUAUUUUGCACAGUUUUAGUUGUGUUUUAAUAAAUCGAGUUUGGUUGAAUAAUUCCAGUUUCAUCUCUUGAGUGUCACUGUGGAACAAAAAAGGACAGUGCUGGGAUCUGGUUAGUUUCAUAUUAUUUAUUUAUGUUUAGCGUGAUAUUAAUUUCUUUGCAUUGUGACCACAAUCCCCAUACUUCCUCUUAGGUGGGGAACUUAAAAUGUCCCAGCAAAAUCCACAGCAAGCUUACUCAAAAAUUAAAUGCAGUCAUCCAUCCUCUGUCUAUUGUGCAUAAGCUCAUGUUUUGCAGUUGUUAAAUCAUUUUCCUUCAAUUCUGGAUGCUUUUUUGGAAUAAAUGUCCUUUUUUUCCAUUGAGAUUUUUUUUUCAAAAUCUAAUGAAGUGACAAACAUGCAUUGAUGUGAGGUACAGCUAAACAGGCUUUAACAAGACUAGUUGUAGUGGCUCUUUUUAAAGUUAAUAGAUCCAGUGCUUGUGGAGUUAACAGACCAGAGUCCUUGUAAACUUUAGGAGGAUAUUAUUGAUAUAGUACUGAUGUAGGGCCAUAAAGCUCAUUCUCCUUUUCAUUAUCAAUUACCAUUCUUGCCUAUCGGUUUCCCUUGAAUGUUAUCAGUUAUGUUUUAUUAUCUCACCCUGAAAUAAUAUCUUGAUAACUUACUUCACUGCACAAACACUUUUUUUCCUGACAGUCUAGCCUGUAAGUAACAAUUUAAUAAUCCCCCAGUGUUUUGCUGAUCUCUUUAAAUCACACUCCAAGCCUUUAGAUUGCCUAUAUAAAGGUCUCAGUGUAGUGCAGCUAUUGCCAUUUCUCCGGCAAUAUCUGAGAGGAUAUAUUAGUUAAUUAUUCAUAACAUCUGUGUUGUAUAGCUGUAAAAAAAAAAAAAAAAAAAAAGACAUAAGCUCUGUUGUGUGUACAAAUAAAAGGGAGGGUCAGCUGCUGUUAGUUGUACUUCCUCAUCAGAUGAAAAACACCUAAAUCCCUGCCUGUUCACGGAAACUACCGAGAGGGCUUGAAGUAAACUGGAGAAAAUAUCCGCCCAGGCAGGGUAACGAGAAGGGAGGACACCAAGAAUGAAGUUAACGGUAGUAGAGGGCGAAACCGGAAAAACAACGUCGCCUUCCAAAUAAAAGUCUGUCCUGUUGACUACGUUCGUUUCAUAAUUUAAAAAUGUCAGAUUUUGACAGUAUUUCAAUUUGCAUCAUGAUUUUAGAUGUAUGUGUAAAAAAUUUCACUG